Spea bombifrons (plains spadefoot toad) is the source of this 1118-nucleotide messenger RNA. It is a transcript of the gene RSPH9, whose product is annotated as radial spoke head component 9. Lineage: Eukaryota; Metazoa; Chordata; Amphibia; Anura; Pelobatidae. The transcript is spliced from 5 exons. The record is from RefSeq and is a predicted model, not a curated record. Gene Ontology annotation, biological process: axoneme assembly; cilium movement involved in cell motility; motile cilium assembly. Gene Ontology annotation, cellular component: radial spoke; axoneme. Bases 1 to 882 code for a protein of 293 amino acids.
AUGGUGACAGGUGCCGAGGCCGCAGAGUUUGCCGGGUGCUACGCGGAGAUGGAUGCCGAGAACCUGCAGCUGCCCCUGGAGAUGAUGUCCGGGUCCGGCCAGGGCCUGAGCCCGGAGCAGAGCGCCGCCCUGCGGACCUCCCUGCUCCUGCUGCGGAGAGACAUGCAGCUCAGCCGGGUGCUUCUCUGGGGCAAGAUCCUGGGCGUCCGGGGGGAUUACUUCAUAGCCCAGGGCAUCGAGGGCCUCGAGCAGCUGCGGGGCAGGAAGACCUUCUACAGUCUGAAUUGCGUGGAUUGGUGUCUCCUGCCCCCCGCCACGGCCGGAAUCAUCGCAGAGACCCAGGGGGUCCGGGGCCGCUUCGUGGGAGACCCCUCGCACGAGUACGAGUACACCGUCCGCAGGAAGGCGGGGGACGGAGAUGCCGCCUACGAGGAGGAAGUAACGAUGCACGUUAAGGAAGAGUCGCGUCUCGUCGCCACCAUCGCGCUGAUCGACAAGGAGGCCGCUGUGGUCCCGCGGGGGGCUUUCGUUAAGAGCCCCCUGGGAGAGGUCAGGAUCAAUCACUGUUUCCGAGGGCUGACAGCGAGUGAAGCCAAAAAGCUGAGCUCCUUCUUCCACUUCACGCCGACCACGAGCCCCCCGACAAAGUCUCUGCUGGAGAAAGCGGAUCUCACCCCAUCCAUGGACUUCCUCGACUCGCUGGAGCACGACGUCCCCAGAGGUUCGUGGAGUCUGCAGUCGGAGCGGGGAAGCAGCGUGACGAUCCUGCGCAGCCUGCUGUGGUUAGGAAUGACUUUCUAUCACGUCCCUCUGACCCCGCAGCACGGCUACCUCUACGUCGGCACCGGCGAGCGCAACAUCGACUUGCCGUUCAUGAUCUGAGCGGCCCACGUGUUUCACGGGCCGGGGGUCACCGGCGCUCUGCGGGAUCCGGGAACGGAAGAGAUUUCACGAGUUUGAUCUCUGUGAGAAUCCACAGGAUUCAGGAUGCAGACGUCACCCAGGCAACGGGGCGAGACGCCGAUAAACGCAGAGCCUCCACCAACACGUUAAAUAUCUAAAUAUAUAUAUAUAGACGGACGGACUGACGGACAGAGCGCCUUCUACCCCGUUAUGUA